AUGGCGGCAAAAAACAAACCAAAACUGGACAAGGCGUCAUUUUUCGCACAAAAACCGUCCAAGCAAAAUAAACCGCCGGAAAGGGAACAAGAUGGUGCCGAAGAAGGAGCGGAGGCGCAGACAUUGGACACAGAGAACAAAGCUCAGGCGGGGAGUGAGGGGCCAAUAACUGAGUCCAGAAUUAAAUCUCUGCUGGAAACCUCCCUGAUGCACCAAUUUAAAGAG
Molecule: messenger RNA, 225 nt
Organism: Pelobates cultripes (western spadefoot toad)
Lineage: Eukaryota; Metazoa; Chordata; Amphibia; Anura; Pelobatidae
Source: the annotation of a GenBank genome assembly